Messenger RNA from Portunus trituberculatus (swimming crab), 1664 nucleotides. Its product is annotated as probable low-specificity L-threonine aldolase 2. Gene Ontology annotation, biological process: glycine biosynthetic process; L-threonine catabolic process. The coding region runs from base 142 to 1365 and encodes 407 amino acids. The transcript has 10 exons. The record is from RefSeq and is a predicted model, not a curated record. Gene Ontology annotation, cellular component: cytosol. Gene Ontology annotation, molecular function: L-allo-threonine aldolase activity. Lineage: Eukaryota; Metazoa; Arthropoda; Malacostraca; Decapoda; Portunidae.
CACAAAGAAGAGUAGAUACGCGAUUAGAUUAGAUGAUGACGUAAGGAGGCUGAGGAAGUCUGCCCAGCAACCUGUUGGUGACUUGGUGAAGUUGGUGUGUGGCUACCGCCUGUCCCUGACGCUGUGUUACCUUUUAGCAAAAUGGUUAGAAUGGUUAGACUUAGCCAAGGUUUGAUGAGAUGGUGGAGCCACAAGUCACCCCAUUUGAGGAUGUACCACCAGUGGUCACCACCCCCUCUCACAUCCUCUCAGGAGGAGGUCAAGCACCAUAUUGUAGAUUUACGCUCUGAUACAGUAACAAAGCCCACUGAUGGAAUGAAGAAAGCCAUGAUGGAAGCUCUUCUAGGAGAUGAUGUUUACCGAGAGGAUCCUACAGUUUCAGAGCUGGAGAACAGGAUGAUUCACCUCACUGGCAAAGAAGCAGCUCUCUUCGUACCGUCAGGAACUAUGGGCAACCUUAUCUCAUUACUGGCACACUGUGAGCACCGAGGAUCAGAGGUUCUACUUGGUGACUUGGCACAUAUAUUCCUGUAUGAGCAGGCUGGCAUGGCUCAGCUUGGUGGUAUACAACCUCACAUUAUUCCAACAUCUCAUGAAGGCACCUUUGAUGCUAAAGAGGUUGUGCGUCGCUUGAGGGAUGAAGAUGUUCACUGUCCUAGAACAACUCUUAUCUGUUUGGAAAACACCCAUAACAAAUGUGGUGGUAAAGUUCUGCCACUUUCAUGGAUUGAUGAGGUAGGUGAAGUGGCAAAACUACUAGGGCUGCCAGUACACAUGGAUGGUGCACGGCUUAUGAAUGCAUCAGUUGCCAGUGGAGAGAGUGCUAGCCGUAUCCUUGAAGCCUGUGACACUGCCUCUAUCUGUUUCAGUAAGGGCCUUGGGACUCCAGUUGGCUCUGUCAUUGUAGGACCAGAGCCCUUCAUGUACAAAGCACUUCGUUUACGAAAAGUGUUGGGAGGAGGCAUGAGGCAAGUAGGCAUGCUAGCUGCAGCUGCACUCUACUCUCUGGAUCACAUGGUGGAUCGGCUGGCUGAUGACCAUUCACAUGCACAGAUGUUAGCACAAGCAAUACUCGAGAAUGGAAAUAAGAUUGUUAGUUGCCAUCCAUCGGAGGUGCACACUAACAUUGUUGUUGUGGAAGUGAAUCCUUAUGUCCUGAGUCCAGAGGAGUUCUGCAAGCGGUUGUCAGUGGUGGAAGAAGAAGAGAAAUCUGCAGUUGGAGGCAGCAUAAUUGUGAAAGUGUUGCCUUGGACCAACACAGCAGUGCGCUUUGUUACCCAUCAUGACAUUUCCACUGGUGAUAUCGAAGCUGCUGCUGCCAAGCUGAAAUACGUCAUCCAGGAGAUAGAUAGUAAGAAUACCUGAAGAAGGAUGGAAUUUUCAUUAACUGUGGUAUGUUGUGUUCAAAAGAGUUCAACUUUACUGAUGUUUUCUACUGCUAAAUAUAUGUGGUUAUAGUUUUAUUAGCUUUGAUAUUUAAUUCAUUUAAACUCUCUUACAUAUAGCAAAACCAAAUCACAAAAUACAUGCAAUUCUGCUCAAACAUAUAGGCUAGAUAUUCAAGCCUAAAUAGAAACCAUACCAUAUUGUAUUUAUAUAUAUAAUGUAUGUGAAUUUCUUUUGAUUGUCUACUAUGUGUAAAUAGAUUGUAUUAUACGUGAAAA